AUGAUAGACCAUGUACUCGGAAGGCCUUCUUCGCAGUUUCGCAAAUACCAAGUCGUUGCCGUCGUGUCAUUCUGGUCGCUAUACUUGCUGAGAGGCGACAAGCAUGGCCCGCCUGUUCUUCGAUCCCUCUCGCAGCGCGUCGCGAAACGUCUCACCCCCUGGCGGUCCGUCGUCUUGACCUUCCUAUGGCUGUACAUGUGCCGGAACUUCGGAAAGAUUGUCGGCCUCGAGUCCCCAGAACCUCUGGCGAACCUGUACAGCAGGGCCUUCUUUCGAGCAACAUGGGUCACGACGGCGCUGGAUGCUGGCUUCUGGAGUGCCAUGAAGAUACGGAACAAGCCGUUGAGAGACCUGUGCUCGAUGAUCUUCACGAUAUACUACCUCUUCGCGGCGGAGCAGGCAGAGGAGAAGGUCCGCAAGGUCCGAGCAGUGCUGACCGUCGACCACUUGCGUGUGGCAUGGAACAAACCCACGACGCCUUACCUGAAAUUUUUCACAGCACUGAUGAGGCCGCGGUUCACAAAGUACAAGCCACGCCGGAUUCGGAUCCCCCGACCGAAGCAGUCACACUACAAAGAACCUGUCGUUGCGUGGAUGUAUUUUGACGGCACGCUCGCAGAGCUGGAAAAGCAGGAGAACGUGGUGCUCGACAUUCCCGGCGGAGGUUUCGUCGCCAUGGACCCGAGGACGAGCGACGACAAACUGCUCGCUUGGGCAGGGAGAACGGGCCUGCCCAUCCUGAGCUUGGACUACCGCAAGGCGCCCGAGUAUCCUUACCCGUAUGCCCUGAACGAGUGUUUCGACGUCUACACGCAGAUCGUCGCCACCCGAGGCCGAUGUAUCGGCAUGAAGCCGGAUUCGUGCCCCAGGAUCGUCAUCACAGGCGACAGUGCCGGAGGGAACCUAGCAUGCGGGACGACUCUGAUGGUCAUUCAAUCCAACCAGACGGGCGCUUCUUCUCGCGGGAUCCUACCUUCCCCGGCCGGCCUGGUCCUGCUGUACCCGGCCCUGGACUUCAACAUUGGCAGCUGGAUGGCGGACGACCAAAUGGCCUUGAUCCGCAACCCACGCACGGCCAAGAAGUACGAGCGGUUCAUCAAGCGGAAGAGCGAAGACAUCGACCGCCGAUACACGCCCACGACGCCCAAGCCCACCAGCGACGACGACGACGACGAUCCGAACCACGACUUCUUCGCCCCUCGUGGCGGAAAGUCGGAGAUCCAGCCCGCCGGGCGCCAGAACGCAGACAUCGAAGCGCAGAAGCAGGCCGUGCAGACGUCGAAGCCGCAAACCCUCAGAACCCGCCUCGCCGUGUCCAGCAUCAUUUCUUACUUUGGCGACCGCAUCCUCACGCCGGAGAUGAUGCGGGCCAUGAUCAUCCUGUACGUCGGCCCUUACAACCGGCCCGACUUUACGACGGACCACCUCCUCUGCCCGGCCGUGGCGCCCGAGGGCCUGCUCGCCAAGUUCCCCAAGACGUACUUUUUGACCGGCGAGCGCGACCCGCUCGUCGACGACACGGUCAUCUUCGCGGGCCGCCUGCGGCAGGCCAAGCUCCACCUCUUCCGCGACCGGCAGGAGGUGGGGCUGGAGAAGUCGACGACGGAAUUCCACGAGAAGGACCACGUCGAAGUCACGCUCAUCCCGGGCAUCAGCCACGGCUUUGUCAGUUUCGUGAGCAUCUUCCCCGAGGGCUGGACGCACGUUUUCCGCUGCGGGAAAUGGAUCGCCGACAUCUUCGCCCGGCCGCCGCACAUGUUUGAGGGGCCGAGCAUCGAGGCCCGCCUGCGCAACGGGAGCCUCCACCAUGACUCGAGCUCGUCGCUCGAACUUGCGACCACCGAGGCGAGGCAUCAUAGCCGGCGAGCCACGGGGGAGAGCAUGGACGACGACGCCCCCCUCGUCAUGUCGAGUCUUACACAGCCGAGCAAGGAUUCGACUGCGGCGGGCCACGCAGACGGCGCGGUCAAGGGCGAGCAUUCUUGGCAGAAGCAACACGGAGCAAAGGACAGGGAUAAAGAGAGGCCGGCCCGGAAUAAGAGCCUCGUCAGUCUAGGCAGUGAAGAAGACCUGCUCAAGCGGCGGAUGAAGGGCCUCACGGUGGGACUGUUGGGUUCGCAAGAUACGUGA
Cladophialophora yegresii CBS 114405 is the source of this 2130-nucleotide messenger RNA. Its product is annotated as esterase/lipase. Gene Ontology annotation, biological process: triglyceride catabolic process. Lineage: Eukaryota; Fungi; Ascomycota; Eurotiomycetes; Chaetothyriales; Herpotrichiellaceae. The coding region runs from base 1 to 2130 and encodes 709 amino acids. The record is from RefSeq and is a predicted model, not a curated record. Gene Ontology annotation, cellular component: cytosol. Gene Ontology annotation, molecular function: sterol ester esterase activity; triacylglycerol lipase activity. The transcript has 3 exons.